This is a messenger RNA of Penicillium egyptiacum, 549 nucleotides long. Lineage: Eukaryota; Fungi; Ascomycota; Eurotiomycetes; Eurotiales; Aspergillaceae. The record is from the annotation of a GenBank genome assembly.
AUGAGUGCUAUGCUAACGGAAGAGUAUAAGGACGAUGUCGUGAAAUCGACCGCUGGUUUCCCACCACGGAUCAAAGAGCAGCGGUUCGAUACCACGGUUCGAAACGAGGGUCCUUUCCCGCUGAGACAUACCGACUCUCUCCAUAGCAAUGUUAUUGUCGAUACCGAGUUUAAUGUACUGUCUAUUAUUGAUUGGGAACAUGCCGGUACGGUUCCCUGGGAGAGGCUUGAAUUCCCGAGGUUUCUGUAUAGGCUUCCUCCUGCCUUCGAUUUUCCGUGGAGAUAUGGUGCUGAUGGAAAGCCGUUGGCUGAUGACACAAGGAAAGUCUGGGGGGAACGAGAGGAGUAUAUGCGAAGCGUUGCAGAGUCUGAGAAGGAGAGGGGGUAUGACGAUGGGCUUUCUUCAAUCUUGGGGUCGAUAUAUUAUCAGAAUCUGUCGUCGUGUUACUCGCUGUAUGAAGAUGGGAAGCUUAGUAUUUAUUGUAGAGCAUUGGACGACUUUAUGCCGGAUAGAUCUGUUGGAAUGCCCAAAAAAGGCAGUGAGGACUGA